Molecule: messenger RNA, 1668 nt
Organism: Helobdella robusta
Lineage: Eukaryota; Metazoa; Annelida; Clitellata; Rhynchobdellida; Glossiphoniidae
Exons: 1
Molecular function (GO): transferase activity, transferring phosphorus-containing groups
Source: RefSeq, a predicted model, not a curated record
AAAUUUUGGGAUGUAGUGGUUUUGACAGCAUUAGAUGCUGAACAACAAACAGCUUAUGAAUGUUUCAUUAAUGAAAAAAAAAUAAAUAAGGAAAUUCCUACUGGUGUUGAUUAUUAUGUCUUUCCAGAUCCAUUAGGACCAAAAAUAGGUUGUGGUGGGGCAACCAUGAAUGUCAUCUACCAUCUGAAUAAGAUUUACAAUGAAAAAUUAAACAAAUUGUUUAUACUAAUAAUUAAUGCUGGAGGAUUUAGUCAGAGAAUGCCGACAAUGGCUGCUCUUGGUAAAAUAUUUAUGUCUUUACCUUUUGGCUCUCCUGUCUGGCAAAUUUUUGAUUUGAAAUUGGCUUGCUAUUUACCAUUUUUACAGAAUAUGAAUCCAGGUUAUUUUCAAGCCUCUUCUGACACAAUAGAAGUUUUUAAUGAAGCCAUUCUUGAAAAUUGUGAAGUUUUACAAUAUAGUUUUAAAAAUGAAGGAUUAACUGCAUUAGCACACCCAUCUACUGUCAACAUUGGGGAAUCCCAUGGUGUCUUUGUUGUAGAUGACCCACAAGAAAUUAACAAUCAUUCCCUCAAUGAACUAUGUACAACUUUUAUAAAUUGCUCAGAGGUUCUGCAGAAACCAACUUUACAAAACAUGGAAGAUAAAAAAGCUAUUUUAAAAUUAAAAGAUGGAGAAGUAUUUGUUUAUACAGAUAGUUGCUUUUACUUUGAUCAAAAAUUUGCUAAAAAAUUACUAGAUUUUUAUGAGUUGGAAAAGCCUCUAACAUGUGAAAUAGAUGGCUAUGGCGAUUUCAUGCAAAGUCUUGGACCAAAUGCGUCAACUGAUUUCAUUAGUGAUGUUAGAAAUGUUUCUGUGACAACUGAAAGUUUAAGGCCUACCAGAUUAAAGUUAUUCAAUGCUUUAAAUGGAUCUAAUUUAAAUGUUAUUGCCUUCAACGAGUCAGAAUUUUAUCAUUUGGGAACAAUGAAUGAAUAUCUGGAGAACUUGAAUCCUUUUUGUAGUCUGGGCAAAAUCAUUGAAUGGAAACCAAUUACCUCAUCAUAUUUUGCUACUGACACGUCUAACAUUGCUGAUGACGCCACUGUUAUAGAAUGUUUGGCUACACAACAUCUUGCUGUAAAAAAUAGAGCUAUAAUAGAGUACUGUGAAUUCAACUGCCCAAUACAAAUUGGUCAAAAUUGUAUUGUUAGCAACUGUUAUUUAGGCAAAAAAUUAGAAGGAAUUCAGUUGAAUAUACCUCAAGAUUGCAUGAUUUGUACUCUCCCAAUAAAUGGAAAAAAUGGAAAUAUAGAAUACGUUACGUUAACUUUUAACAUAAACGAUGAUUUGAAAAAAGUUUAUCAAUCACCUGAAGAUGUUAAGUACUUUGGGAAACAUUUAGCUGAUUUGUUUACGUCACCCUUAGAAUGUGAAUUUCAUAAUAAUAUAUAUAGUUUAUGGAAUUGUAAAUUAUUUUCAUGUGAGCCAGACAUGCAUCUGUCACUACUUUCUUCGUUUAGGUUAAUUGAAAAUAUAAGUUCGUCAGAAAACCAUUUAUUGUCCAUUGUUGAUAAAAAAUUAGCAAAAUAUUUUAGAUACUCUGCAUGUGAAGUGAUGGAAGCUAAAAACAUCUCAACUCUCAUAAUUUACAGGAAGGACUUAAGAAAAAAGAUAUCUAACUUUCAAUAA